Phytophthora nicotianae INRA-310 is the source of this 1765-nucleotide messenger RNA. RefSeq lists its product as hypothetical. Bases 59 to 1561 code for a protein of 500 amino acids. Gene Ontology annotation, biological process: xenobiotic detoxification by transmembrane export across the plasma membrane. Gene Ontology annotation, cellular component: membrane. The transcript has 3 exons. Lineage: Eukaryota; Oomycota; Peronosporomycetes; Peronosporales; Peronosporaceae. The record is from RefSeq and is a predicted model, not a curated record. Gene Ontology annotation, molecular function: antiporter activity; xenobiotic transmembrane transporter activity.
GACGAACCUAAGAGUUUCUGUCGUGUCAACAGUUGCGAUCUUCCACCAACUCUCCACCAUGACGCCCAAAACUCGCCGGAUCGCUGCUGUACGUGACACGGGUGAGCGUUCGCCUUUGCUCCACGACAAACGGCAACCGGAAACGUAUGUGGCAAUUGCCGAUACCUGCAAAGACUUCCCAAACGAAGCAGAUCCCAAGAUCGCGCAAGAACUGCAAGUGUUGCUGUCACUAGUCUACCCCGUGGUAUUGACAACGGGACUGGAAUUUUUGCCAGGCUUCACAUGCAUUAUCCUAUCCGGGCACAUCGACUCUCCGCACGCGCAGCAAUUUGUGGAUGCCGCUACUCUAUCCACCAUGUUCAUGAACAUCACAGCUUUUUCAGUGGGUUCGGGGCUAUCGACAGCAUUGGAUACGCUGUGUUCACAGGCGUAUGGCGCCAACCGAUUCGACAAGAUCGGAGUGUAUUUCCAAACAGGAUGUCUGGUCGUUGGGGCUUGCUUUGUGCCAAUUUUCCUGUUAAACUGGUAUUCCGGGGAGAUUUUGUUGCUCGUGGGUCAAGACCCGGAAGUGGCAAAGUUGGCGCAAAAUUUCUCGCGUUGGGCAAUUUUUGGCGUGCCUUUUGUAUUUCUUUACAAACUAUUUCGAAAAGUUUUGCAGGCACAGAAUAUCAUGAAACCUCUUGUGGCUAUCGCAGCAGUCGGUAGCUUUGUGAACGCAGUAUCCGGCUACUUGUUGACGUAUCAUACGUCGAUGGGGUUUGAGGGCAUCGCGUUGUCCAGAUCUCUUGGCAACAUGGCGUUGCCAUUGAUGUUAGUGCCGUAUUUUUACGGUAACCCACACCACUUUAAUCAGUGGUGGCGAGGCUGGAACUGGGGCGAGGCCAGAGCACAAGUGAGACUCUUUUUAAAGCUGGGCGUGCCUUCUUUUCUUAUGGUUGCAACGGAAUGGUGGGCCUUCGAGAUACUCACAUUGAUGGCUGGAGUUCUCCCGAAUGCGGUUGUAUCCGUCAGUGCUCAUGCAGUACAAGUGAAUUUGAACAAUUUGAUAUAUAUGAUAUUCUGGGGUUUGGCGGUAGCUUCAAACGUUCGAAUCGGCAACUGCCUCGGGGCUAAUUUGCCUAACCAGGCAAGACUUGCGUGUAAAGUGGCACAGCUAUUGACACUGGCGAUCUCGAUUGUAUUUGCAGUUACUAUGUAUUUGUUCCGGGGUGAAAUUCCACGCCUCUUUCUUACAGAUCGCGAGAGUAUUAAUCGAUCGGCGGGUCUAUUGGCAAUUUGGUCUCCUUUUGAGAUCCUCGACGGACAGAAUACGGUUCUACAAGGUGUGUAUCGCGGCCUAGGGAAGCAGAAAGUGGCUGCAACUGUAAGUACAGUGGCUUAUUAUGCGUGCGGGAUCCCUGUCGCAGCGUUAUUAGGAUUCCGUUUGGCGCUGAGUGUGGAAGGUUUAUGGCUCGGAUUUGGUUUCGGUGUGUUUGUUUCUGUCUCGCUGUUGCUGUGCAUGUUACUGGGACGAUGGUCGUGGAAGGAACUUGCGGAGGAAGCGCAACAACGUACAGCGUAAUACCUUCAGUAUUUGGUAACUAUGAUACAGCAAAGCAAUCCUGACACAAUCAAGUCCUGGAGUUUGACUUCAGCCUUCACGUCGUCUACUACCCAACUAGAAAGAAUACAGUACAGGAAAAACAAAAUCGCGGCCUUGUGAAGACGGUGGGCUAGCCUUGUUAUUGCCACUACAACCCGUUAAUUUUCAUAGCAUGACCGCGUG